AUGACAACUCCUGGAUUUAACCCAUCAACUUUCUUUUCACCUGAAAUCGUCGAGCUGAUCUUGCAACAUUUAACUGGAACUGAACUUUUGACAACUUCACAAGUUUCUUCUUCAUUCUAUGACUCCAUUGCCAAUUCAAAACCUUCAAUGCAGAAAAUAAAGUUGAAAUUAUCGAGAAGUCAAAUCUCAGAUGACGAGAAAAAUAUUUUGAUAAAAAGUAAAAGAAAAUAUGAAAAUAUUGAAAUUGAAAAAUUUUCUCAUCUCAUUGACGUCACACGUGAAAUUCUCAAAGUUCCAAGACGGCAAUGGAAAUUUGUUUCUUUUCGAGGCAUCGAUUUUGAGUCAAUUUCUGAUGUGAAUGAUGUCUUCAGUGAAUUCAAAUCAACAAUUGAGGAAUUGCGAAUGGAUCAAUUUUACAUUAGAAAUGUUCCGAAAGGCUUCAAAUAUUCUUCUUUGUUACUCUUUCCAAAGCUUCAUACAAUGGAAGCAAGAUGUUGUCAAGCUUUCUUAUUCCAUGAAACAUUCAUUAAUUGCCAAAGCUUAGAAUGCUUCAUAAUAAAAUCAGGAAGUGCGAUAUCAACAUCAGCUGUUGAAGCUAUUAAAAACCUUUUGGAAACUAACACAAAUCUUAAAAUUCUUGGGAUUCAUUUCAAUGUCUUUAACUUGCUUUUCCAUGAAGGAGUUUUAAAUCAUGUCAAAUUUAAGUUGACAGAAUUUCAUGCUAAAGAUCUUUAUCGAACUCCAAUUUUCUAUGAUCAACAGAAGAAAAAUUUAAAAAGGUUUUUGAAGGGACAAAUAAUGACACUCGAAAGUGUCUCAAUUGGUGACUGGAUGGGAAUUGAUGUUGUCAAAUUAAUUUUCCUUUUCCCACGAUUAAAGAACUUAACACUUGAAGGGUUCCAUCAUUCGGAUCUGUUUAUUUCUUGGGACAAUGUGACAUUACAUCGAAAUCAUAACAUAACUCAUCUCUUUCUGAAUGACAAGUCAAACAACUUUGAUAUCCUUAAGAAAAUCUUAAUUGCCACACCAAACGUUAAAUCACUUGAACUUUACGCUAUUGACAAGAAAACUUUGAAAUUCAUUGGGAAGUCGUGUAAAAAAUUGACAUCACUUCAUGCAGAAAUCUAUCAAACGAUUUGCUUUCCAUCUGAAAAAUCUUUUCGAAAAUUAAAACACUUUUCAGUCAAAAAUAUUCGAUUGGAUAUCUCAAACAAUAAAUUUUGA
Molecule: messenger RNA, 1224 nt
Organism: Clunio marinus
Lineage: Eukaryota; Metazoa; Arthropoda; Insecta; Diptera; Chironomidae
Source: the annotation of a GenBank genome assembly